AUGCAAGUACAUCACAAAUCCAAGUACCACCACUACUCUCAUCAGCUGGAAGGAGAGCGUGAUGAAGAAGAAUGGGGAGGCGUACCACCCCAUCCUGAAGUUCUGAAUGAAGAUCUAAUCAAGCAUGUGGAGAGAAAUCCUUUCCCUGGACAACAAAUGAAUAUCCCACCAGGCUUCCCCCACCAACCGCCCCAGCCUGCACCUUCACAAGAGAAUGAGCUCAAGGCAAUGCAAAAGCAACUACUUCAAGGGCAAGCUGAUGGGGUAGUGGACACAAGCAAGAAGCUAGCUGAAAUAAACUCUAAGAUCGAGAACCUCAACACAAGGGUUUACUCUCUGGAGAAUCAUGCUUCUUCUGUUGCUGCUGCUACAAAGCAAGGACAACUACCUGGUAAAGCUAUUCAGAACCCCAAGGAACAGUGCAAGGUCAUCUUCACUCAAGAAGGACUUGUUGAAGAAGAGGAUCAAGAAAGGGUCAUUGAAGAUUUUUGUUUACUGCUGAAUGAUGAAGAGAUUGUUGCUGCUGAGGCCCCUGGAGUCCAGAUUGAUCAACCAGAAGUGCAUGCGCCUGCUGUGGCCAUUCACACUUCACCAACUCUAGCUUCAUUUCAUGCGCCUGCAUUUCAUGCGCCUGCAUGCGCCUGCAUUUCAUUUCUGCUUCAGUUAGGUUGUUAG
This is a messenger RNA of Microthlaspi erraticum, 675 nucleotides long. NCBI's taxonomy places the organism in Eukaryota, Viridiplantae, Streptophyta, Magnoliopsida, Brassicales, Brassicaceae. The record is from the annotation of a GenBank genome assembly.